Messenger RNA from Oryza sativa Japonica Group (Japanese rice), 1380 nucleotides. The record is from RefSeq and is a predicted model, not a curated record. NCBI's taxonomy places the organism in Eukaryota, Viridiplantae, Streptophyta, Magnoliopsida, Poales, Poaceae.
ACACACACACACACAAAAAGAGAGUGAAAUUUUGCUAUUGGUAGAUUCCUCCCCUGACCACGGAGCAGCGAACCACUCCCAAAACGCCACCAAAACCCUCCUCUCCCCACCUCCGCCGCCGCCGACAUGGCCGUCGUCCACCGCCUCCUCCGCCGCGGCCUCUCCGCCGCCUCUCCCCUCCCCUCUCUUCAGGAGCUCGGGAGGCGUCCGGCGAGCUCGUCGGCGGCGGCGGCGGGGGACGCGGCGGCUGAGCUGCGGGGCGCGCGGGAGGACGUCAAGCAGCUGCUCAAGUCCACCUCCUGCCAUCCCAUCCUGGUUCGGUUAGGGUGGCAUGAUGCUGGUACUUAUGACAAGAACAUUACUGAAUGGCCAAAGUGUGGUGGUGCCAAUGGUAGCUUGAGAUUCGAAAUUGAGUUAAAACAUGCGGCUAAUGCAGGUCUUGUGAAUGCUUUGAAGCUGAUCCAGCCCAUCAAAGACAAGCAUGCAGGUGUCACUUAUGCAGAUCUGUUUCAGCUCGCCAGUGCUACAGCCAUUGAGGAAGCCGGUGGCCCCAAGAUCCCCAUGAUCUAUGGAAGGGUUGAUGUUGCUGCCCCUGAACAAUGCCCGCCAGAGGGGAGACUUCCUGCUGCUGGCCCUCCUUCACCUGCGGAACAUCUACGAGAAGUAUUCUAUAGAAUGGGCCUGAGUGACAAGGAAAUUGUUGCAUUGUCAGGAGCUCAUACACUUGGACGAUCUAGACCAGAGCGCAGUGGAUGGGGCAAACCAGAAACUAAAUACACUAAAAACGGACCUGGUGCACCUGGAGGGCAAUCUUGGACAUCACAGUGGCUGAAGUUUGAUAAUAGCUACUUCAAGGACAUCAAAGAACGCCGAGAUGAGGACCUUCUAGUUCUGCCUACUGAUGCUGUGCUCUUUGAGGACUCAUCAUUCAAGAUCUAUGCUGAAAAGUACGCCGCAGAUCAGGAUGCAUUUUUUGAAGACUAUGCUGAAGCUCAUGCCAAACUGAGCAAUCUCGGAGCAAAGUUUGAUCCUCCAAAGGGUAUUUCACUGGAAUAAGUGGCGUCUGCUGCCGAUGAGCUGCAUUUUGGCGAAUGAACAAGACGAUACCCUGUUUCUUCUUGCUACUAUAGAGCAUAUUAUGGUUUUAUUACCGAUCCAGAAAUUUAAUCCAUUGAUCGGCAAAUGUGAUGUUGGUGUUUUGUAUUGAGUUGUGCUCUCCAUUAGAAAUAAAAAUAGCGGUGGCCAUUUUCGUUUCCAGGACCAAACAUUUUGGCACAUUACAAUACAAUGUUUUAGAUGAUGUCUGCAUUGAGCUCUUACACAGGAUGAUCAAAAUAUAUGACAUAAUUUAUUACUGAAUCCUUUUGUGAUAUUUCCCAA